AGCAGUGCGGCCGUCGUGGGUGGUUGGUGUGAGGCUGCGCGCCGCCGCGAGUUCUCACGGUCCCGCAGGCGCCAGCAGCGCAGUCACUCACCGCCGCCGCCACCGCCACCACUGCCACCACGGUCGCCUGCCACAGGGUCUCACUCUGUUGCCCAGGCUGGAGUGCAGUGGCACAAUCUCGGCUCACUGCAACCUCUGCCUCCUGGGUUCAAGCAGUUCUCCUGCCUCAGCCUCCCGAGUAGCUGGGAUUACAGUUUUGAGACAGUCUCUUACUCUGUCAGCUAGGCUGGAGUGCAGAGGCCUGAUCUGGCUCACUACAACCUCCACCUCCUGAGUUCAGGCGACUCUCCUGCCUCAGCCACCCUAGUAGCUGAGACUACAGGUUUCUGCAGUUGAACUCCAAGGUGCAGAAUGGUUUGGAAAGUAGCUGUAUUUCUCAGUGUGACCCUGGGCAUUGGUGCUGUUCCCAUAGAUGAUCCUGAAGAUGGAGGCAAGCACUGGGUAGUGAUCGUGGCGGGUUCAAAUGGCUGGUAUAAUUAUAGGCACCAGGCAGAUGCGUGCCAUGCCUACCAGAUCAUUCACCGGAAUGGGAUUCCCGACGAGCAGAUCAUUGUGAUGAUGUACGACGACAUUGCUUACUCUGAAGAUAAUCCCACUCCAGGAAUUGUGAUCAACAGGCCCAAUGGCACGGAUGUCUAUCAGGGAGUCCCGAAGGACUACACUGGAGAGGAUGUUACCCCACAAAAUUUCCUUGCUGUGUUGAGAGGCGAUGCAGAAGCAGUGAAGGGCGUCGGAUCCGGGAAAGUCCUGAAGAGCGGCCCCCAGGAUCACGUGUUCGUUUACUUCACCGACCAUGGAUCGACUGGAAUACUGGUUUUUCCCAAUGAAGAUCUUCAUGUAAAGGACCUGAAUGAGACCAUCCAUUACAUGUACAAACACAAAAUGUACCGAAAGAUGGUGUUCUACAUUGAAGCCUGUGAGUCUGGGUCCAUGAUGAACCACCUGCCGGAUAACAUCAAUGUUUAUGCAACUACUGCCGCCAACCCCAGAGAGUCGUCCUACGCCUGUUACUAUGAUGAGAAGAGGUCCACAUACCUGGGGGACUGGUACAGCGUCAACUGGAUGGAAGACUCGGACGUGGAAGAUCUGACUAAAGAGACCCUGCACAAGCAGUACCACCUGGUGAAAUCACACACCAACACCAGCCACGUCAUGCAGUACGGAAACAAAACGAUCUCCACCAUGAAAGUGAUGCAGUUUCAGGGUAUGAAGCACAAAGCCAGUUCUCCUCUCUCCCUGCCUCCAGUCACACACCUGGACCUCACCCCCAGCCUUGACGUGCCCCUCACGAUCAUGAAGAGGAAACUGAUGAACACCAAUGAUCUGGAGGAGUCCAGGCAGCUCACGGAGGAGAUCCAGCGGCAUCUGGAUGCCAGGCACCUCAUUGAGAAGUCAGUGCGCAAGAUCGUCUCCUUGCUGGCAGCGUCCGAGGCUGAGGUGGAGCAGCUCCUGUCCGAGAGAGCCCCGCUCACAGGGCACAGCUGCUACCCAGAGGCCCUGCUGCACUUCCGGACCCACUGCUUCAACUGGCACUCCCCCACGGUGAGCCGGCGGGGCUCUCCCCAUGUCUGGAAUCCGGAAGCUGAAUUCAUAUUGUCCCCCGGCAGUCACACUGGAUGGACAACUUUAUAGAAGGUUCCAUCCAGGCUGAGAAACAGUGGGCUCAUUUCAGAGAGGACGAAGGUUGUCCAAAUUCACUGAUUUUAAAUCUUGGCCCCAGAACACUCCUCUCGUCCCAGUGGUAGGAGAGUUUACCAGAGCCAUAGAUGACAGAUGACAGCU
Messenger RNA from Mandrillus leucophaeus (drill), 1842 nucleotides. RefSeq names its product legumain (gene LGMN). The coding region runs from base 412 to 1692 and encodes 426 amino acids. The record is from RefSeq and is a predicted model, not a curated record. NCBI's taxonomy places the organism in Eukaryota, Metazoa, Chordata, Mammalia, Primates, Cercopithecidae. Gene Ontology annotation, molecular function: cysteine-type endopeptidase activity. The transcript is spliced from 14 exons. Gene Ontology annotation, biological process: vacuolar protein processing.